AUGCUGUCGAUUCUGCUCAAUCCGCUUCCAUAUCACAUCUUAGCCUAUGGCACCUUCUUAGGCAGCCAACUUUACCAGUCCUUCAUCAACACCAAAAUCUGCUACCGUUCCCUUCCGCCCCAAAACUUCAAUAACCUGAACAAGCGCCUGUUCCCGGUCUAUUUCCGCUGCCAACUCGGCCUCGCGCUGCUCACCUUUGUCACCAAACCUGCUGCGUCAUGGCUGCAGCCGCCCGUGGCGAAUGCGGGCAAUUUGCUACUGAGUCUGGCGACUGCGAUGGCAGGGUUGAAUUGGUACAUUUACGGGCCACGGACGAAUGAUGCGAUGCUUGAGAAGGCCAGGGUUGUGAAGGAGGCUCGGGAGGAAAGCGAAGCAAGCAACAAUAAGAACAAUGACACCAAUGACACCGAGACAGCAGCCCUUGUGCAAAAAGUAAAGAAAUCCUUCUCGCACAAUCACGCCAUGUCGAUCCAUCUCAAUCUGAUUGCCAUGAUCGCGACUGUUGCGUAUGGGAUUGUGCUCGGCGAUAAGCUUGAAUUGAAGUAG
Messenger RNA from Talaromyces proteolyticus, 546 nucleotides. RefSeq lists its product as uncharacterized. The transcript has 3 exons. The record is from RefSeq and is a predicted model, not a curated record. NCBI's taxonomy places the organism in Eukaryota, Fungi, Ascomycota, Eurotiomycetes, Eurotiales, Trichocomaceae. The coding region runs from base 1 to 546 and encodes 181 amino acids.